CUCUGGCUCUAACUCUAGCCAUGUGAACAGCCGAAGCCAAACCCCUCCUUCCUAAAGUCUGAAAUUUUACUAUAAAACCCCACAUCCCACAUUUCAUUCUCUCUCAAAAUCCCAAAUGGGUUUCAAGCUCCAAGCUCUGCUGUGCCUUGUAGCUCUUCAAGUUCUGGUCUUCUUCUCAGAGGAAGCAGAAGCAGCAGAACACAGCCAUGGCAUCAGCUUGAGAGUCCACAGGAAGCAAGUGAGCGGCUGCAAUUUGUUCCAAGGCAAUUGGGUUUUUGAUGCUUCUUACCCGCUCUAUGAUUCCGCCAGCUGUCCCUUCAUAGAUCCUGAGUUUGAUUGCAUCAAGUAUGGCAGACCUGACAAGCAGUUCCUCAAGUAUGCCUGGAAGCCUGACUCCUGUAACUUGCCCAGGUUUGAUGGGGUGGAUUUUCUGAGGAGGUGGAGGGGAAAAAAGAUAAUGUUCGUGGGCGACUCACUGAGUCUAAACAUGUGGGAAUCAUUGUCUUGUAUGAUACAUGCGUCGGUGCCAAAUGCCAAGACCACCUUCAAAAAAGCCUAUUCUGUGAGCUUUGAGGACUAUGGAGUGACUUUGUUUAUGUUCCGGACACCAUACCUUGUAGAUAUAGUCAGAGAAAAGGUUGGCCGUGUGCUAAACCUAAACUCCAUCAACGCCGGAAAUGCAUGGAAAGGGAUGGACGUCCUGAUCUUCAACUCUUGGCAUUGGUGGACCCACACCGGCAAGUCUCAGCCAUUUGAUUAUUUUCGUGAUGGGACAAAACUGUACAAAGACAUGGAUCGUUUGACAGCAUAUUAUAAGGGGCUUUCCACAUGGGCUAGAUGGGUUGACUCAAAUGUUGAUACUUCAAGAACCAAAGUCUUCUUCCAGGGCAUUUCUCCAACACAUUAUCAGGGAAAAGAAUGGAAUUCGCCAAAGAAGACUUGCUCAGGAGAACUUGGACCGUUGUCGGGAUCAACCUACCCAGCAGGGGCACCUCCAUCUGCUGCUGUUGUGUAUAAGGUGCUAAGCACGAUUAAGAACCCGGUUUACUUGCUCGACAUUACAACGCUCUCGCAGUUGAGAAAGGAUGCUCAUCCCUCAACUUAUAGUGGCGAUCAUUCGGGCAAUGACUGCAGCCACUGGUGCCUGCCCGGGUUGCCUGAUACCUGGAACCAACUCCUAUAUGCAGCUCUCAUCAUGUGAAUUGUGAAGGUCAACACUGAUCAACAGUUAGCAACCAUUUUUAGUUUGGGAAAUGAUUCGCGCGCUCACAUUUUCUCCUUCCGCAAUCAUCUCUUUGUUGUUGCCCAUUUAUUCUCCUUGAAUUUAAUUAAUCCAACAGCUAGAAAUAAGAGGACUGAAGAGGGAGAAAAGGACAGCGCGGAAAUCAUUUUCCUCUAGUUUUCCUUUCUUUCAUAUUCACAUCGAUUGGUAAACGACAAUAAGGUGGCAAAAUCAGUUGUAACUAUUGUUUUACUGAACUAGAAGAAUGGUUUCGAGUUCGUAGAUAGACAAAGAACAGAUUGAAAUCCAAAUGAGGGUGUAAGUGUGCUUACAGAAAGCAAAAAAUAUUCAAGUCUUAGAGUUAUUGACUAGUUUGAACUUUCUUGUUCAUUUGCUCUGUGAUCUAAUUGAAGAAAUGUACAUGUGGAAAUUUCCAGCAUUGUGAUCAAUAUAAUUUCCUUUAAGCUCU
This is a messenger RNA of Malus domestica (apple), 1691 nucleotides long. Its product is annotated as protein trichome birefringence-like 38. Lineage: Eukaryota; Viridiplantae; Streptophyta; Magnoliopsida; Rosales; Rosaceae. The record is from RefSeq and is a predicted model, not a curated record. Gene Ontology annotation, molecular function: O-acetyltransferase activity. Gene Ontology annotation, cellular component: Golgi apparatus.